UACCUUCCUUUUCCACCUUGCCACGUUUCUUCGCAGCUCCUCGAGAUUUCUUUUCAUUUUUGCACCUCGAGGCGUCCAGACGCGGGCAUUGGGUGUGCAGGAUGAACGCCCAGGGUGAGGAUGAGGAUUACUGGAAUAAAUCCGAGAGUAAGGCGUACAAUUUCGACGAGGACGACGUGAGCAACAUUUCCGAGGCGAGCUACGAAGAUUUCCCCCAAAGUGACUUCCCGCUGAAUCUCCUCAUCUCUGAGCAGGAUCUCCAAAUGAUUCUCGAGGAACAAUCGUGGCAUGAGAGCGUGCCUCGGAAUUCCCCCGAAGAGGAACUUCGCUUCUUGCGACGGAAAUUCCAGGAAGAACGUACUCCCCCGCCGGCGUCUGUGAUUGUAGCGCGUCUCCUGAUCGGCCGGCAGGUCAACCUGGAGGCGUACAGGAGUCUCGUGCAGAAAACAGAGCUGCUGGAUGAGGCAAUUGCUUCGGGGAAUGGGAACGCCAUCCUCCACGUGGUUCUCUUUCUCAAUCGCACGCUGAAGCGGAAGAUCCUCCAUCAGCUGCUGCAGAGUCGCCCCGAAGCUGUGUACCACUACACAAACUACCUCAGUACACGACUACAGAUCCCCGAAUGCGUGGAUUUGUGGACAAUGCUGGGGAAGCAGCACGAGGCAGCAAUGCUUCAGUAUCGCCUGGCUGUUACAACAUCCAAUGUUGAUUUGAAGCGAAGGAAGCUGGCAAAGGUACACAGUGAUUACUUCCUGCAGCCAGGAGCUUCUGCUUUCCAUGCACGCUUCCUCGCAGAUCAGCUGAGCCUCCUCGAUUGGCAGCUGGGUGAAGAUAAAUCCCUCCUGGACAAGCCCACCCUCGAAUCUCUCUACCACGUGUGCCAGAAGUAUAAAUGGACAGACAAUAAAUCCCUCCCGGGGCCAGGGAAUCCCUACAAUUUCGCCAAACUCUACCAAAUAAGUGCCUCACAAUUCGAGUGGAUUGUCCUUAAUGAGAGGGCAAGGAGUAAAGCCUGGAAGGAUCUCGAUGGGCUCUUUGAGAAGAAAACCUUCAUAAAGUCCGCCUUUUGCAUUCACAUUCCCCUGGACAGGGUGAUCCUCCGGCUGCAUCAGCUUGAGGCUCCUGUGGCGGUUCUCAAUACAUUCCUGGGAAAGAUUGACGAUACUCAGAGAAGACUGACGUUGGCCAGGAAGGUGGGAGCCAUGAGGACAGUGAUUGACUGCCUUGUGACGCAAAAGGAUAAAUCAGAGCUCCUGGCAGUGAGGAAUAGCCUCCAAGAGGGAUCUCCGGAAAGGUUCUACGCUGAUAAUUGCUUGGAAAAUCUGCAGAGCAGCAAGUGGAAGGCGGAGAGCAUAAAAGUGUCCAUCAAGAAAUGACCCUUGAGGGUCUUGGAGAAAAUUGUGAUUUCUGCAGAUUUAUUUAUUAUUUUUCCUGCUGAAUUUUGAUGAUGAAUUACAUAUUUUUGCAAAACUGA
Messenger RNA from Lutzomyia longipalpis, 1471 nucleotides. RefSeq names its product vacuolar protein sorting-associated protein 16B (gene Vps16B). The transcript is spliced from 4 exons. Gene Ontology annotation, cellular component: cytoplasm. The record is from RefSeq and is a predicted model, not a curated record. Lineage: Eukaryota; Metazoa; Arthropoda; Insecta; Diptera; Psychodidae. Gene Ontology annotation, biological process: intracellular protein transport; vacuolar transport. Bases 102 to 1373 code for a protein of 423 amino acids.